ACGGGAAGAGAUGAGUAUCUGAGCUGCUGUUGGAACCCAGCUGAGGACAGGGAGCACGUCACUGCAGAGAGCUGCUGAUGUGGAUGUCCAGGUUCCCACUGCAGUCAUACAUUUGACCCCCCGGCCAGUCUUCCUUGGUUAGAUGGAGGACUGAGAUUCAUCUUCUUGCACUGUCUGAUCUGAAACUCCAUCAGCUGAUCACCAUGAAUGCUUCAAACAACACUCCACUCUGCUACGCCAACACCAGUACCCCAUACAUGUAUGCCCCAGACAUGGGCAAAAUCUACUUCUCAGCCAGCUUCAGCGCUUUGGGUCUGACCUCUAAUCUCAUCGCAUUCAUUGUCCUCAUCAAGUCCUGCCAACAAACCAAAAGCCGCUCCCGCUCUUUCUUCCUGAUCUUCCUGGCUGGUCUUGUGGUUACAGACUUCAUGGGUCUUCUGGUCACAGGCUCAUUUGUCAUCUCCUUCUACAUUACCUGGGUCGAUUGGCGCCAGUUCGACCCUACCUGCCACUUCUGCAACUUUAUGGGUAUGUCGAUGGUCUUCUAUGGAUUAUGUCCUCUGCUGCUUGGUGCCACCAUGGCAGUGGAGCGCUUCGUUGGCAUCAACUGUCCAUUUGCACGCUCCACCAAUAUAACCAAAGGACGGACGGUGUCCAUGGUGCUGAUGGUGUGGUUUUUUGCUGGCUGCAUAUCGCUGUUGCCUCUGAUAGGGUUUGGUAGCUACCAUAUUCAGACGCCUGGCUCCUGGUGUUUUCUCAACAUCAGCCCGGAGAGGCACGACUGGGCCUUCAGCCUGCUCUUCUCCUUUGUUGGACUGAUUUGCAUCGCUGUGUCCUUUUUGCUCAACACAGUGAGUCUGGUGACUCUGAUUAAAGUGUGCUGUGGACCAGACAGGAAUCAGCGGCGCAGAGACCAUGAAGUGGAAAUGAUGGUUCAGCUUAUCCUGAUUAUGACCAUCGCUACUGUGUGCUGGUGCCCAUUGUUGGUCUUCAUUGCCCAAACUGCUUUAUCUGGAAGUCCCAUGAAUGUCCGAUACCURCUCAUAUGGAUACGCUUUGCCACUUGGAACCAGAUUCUUGACCCGUGGGUCUACAUCCUGUUUCGCAGGUCUGUUUUGAAGAGGCUGUACCCACGCAUUGACUUGCCUCAACGGUCCAUCAUGACUUCAUACGCAUCAUUCAGUGAGAACAUGCGCCGGUUCACGCGGCCUUCACUUGGUAACUUAAGCUCACAUGACAAAGAAAAUGUGGAGAAAUCAAAUGUGGCUCCGCCAUCUACAGUAAAGCCCUCUGCAUAAAUGAUAACAGACKGACAUUUGGAUUAAAAUAUAUGCUACUGUUUCUCUUUAAUAAAUUUUCAUGGAAACUGCAAUGAGUAAAAAAUGCAGUGUUGCAUCAGCAAUGUAAAAAGGUUUAAAUGUGUAAUGACACUGGGCAUUUGCAAUGUUUGAUGUUCUCAGUAGUUCUUUUUUCUAAGAUGUAGUUUAUCUUAGUCAUUUACCUCUUCAGCAAGCAGACAGCACUGAUGAUGAAUAUACUCUAAUGGAAAAUGUAACAAGGAAAAAAGACAUUUUAAUUAUUCUUUUCUUUUCACUGUGGUGUACAAAUUACUGUGAUAAUUGCACC
Austrofundulus limnaeus is the source of this 1626-nucleotide messenger RNA. RefSeq names its product thromboxane A2 receptor (gene tbxa2r). The transcript is spliced from 3 exons. The record is from RefSeq and is a predicted model, not a curated record. Gene Ontology annotation, cellular component: plasma membrane. Bases 204 to 1298 code for a protein of 364 amino acids. Gene Ontology annotation, molecular function: thromboxane receptor activity. NCBI's taxonomy places the organism in Eukaryota, Metazoa, Chordata, Actinopteri, Cyprinodontiformes, Rivulidae. Gene Ontology annotation, biological process: positive regulation of blood pressure; inflammatory response; adenylate cyclase-activating G protein-coupled receptor signaling pathway.